AUGGAUCAACGGUUUGAAGGUAAUGGCAGGGAUGAAUCGGCUAGCUCAGCAGAGAAUGCCAGAGCUUCUCGGGAAUUUUCAGCAUCAAAUCUCGCGCGCAUGACCGAUUCAGAAAUUCUCAAACAGACCCUCAGCCAGAAGUCUGUUAUCUUGACGGCCUCUUCCUUCGGCCGCCUUUCUCAGACUGCAAGUUCUCGACCCGACUUGCAACAACUCAACCAAAUCGGAGCUGGUCUACAGGGAGCUAUCUUCGAACAGGUCGGGAAGCCGCUGGCCUUGAAAAAAGAAAGUCCAGGAAACGAAAAGCUACCAUCAAACCUCUAUCAUGAGUAUAAGAUUCACUGUGAUGUUUCGGCCGCAUUCGAACAUUACCAGUCUACCAACGGGGGAAUCCACGUUCCAAAACCCUUCGAAUUGAUCUCUAGGAAAGAGAAUAGCGGGUUCUGGGAUAAAAUCUUACCAAAAACUCCCGAGGAUCAUCGAGUACCUGGGAACCUGGUAAUAAUGGAACGGAUUCUUCCAUUACCAAAAGUCGUACGAAAAGCCUUGAUCUCCCAAUUCUGUGCCCCCGAGCAGCAUCUUGAUAGUGCUGGAAUGGAAGCCCUCCUUAACCACCCUGAAAACAAGCACUGUCUUAUCCGUAUUUAUCUCGGCAAGGAAAAUGGUACCAUCAAUCACGAGAUUCCGCUGCGAAACUUCCCUCUAUGCCUUGAGUCGAUGGAGCAAGUUGGCGUUGAGACUCUCCCCUUUGCGAAUGCGAUGGGCAAAGCCUAUGCAACCUUACAUUGGGCCGCGGCCGUCAACGGCGAUGAUGUGGAGUUUGUGCUUGGAACUUCAGUCAUAGAUGCCCAGGAGCAUGGACCGGACUUUCAAUACCGCGCCGUUCAGCUAUAUCUCUUAGAUUUUGGACAAUGCGAGGCAGUAGACCUUAAUCAGGACCCAGGUGUUGUUUAUCAAGCUUUCAAAGGGGCAAUGGUGACAGGGGAUAAUAAACGUUUCAUUCCACAUUAUUUGAGGAGCCCGACACUAUUCACAGCAUUCCGACAAGGAUACAUUGAGACAGGCAAUUUCAUUCUAUCAGAUAAGCGGCUGAAGGAUAAGUUCAACAUGGAGGACUUCAUGCAGAAGUAUGAGGAGUAUGCUGAGGAUUUCCUGUAA
Penicillium roqueforti is the source of this 1158-nucleotide messenger RNA. RefSeq lists its product as uncharacterized. Bases 1 to 1158 code for a protein of 385 amino acids. The record is from RefSeq and is a predicted model, not a curated record. The transcript has a single exon. Lineage: Eukaryota; Fungi; Ascomycota; Eurotiomycetes; Eurotiales; Aspergillaceae.